AGCAAGCCCAUGGCAGGACCCGGCAACCUUUACUUCAACUUCGCCGAAGCCAAGCUCAUCCACGCCAUCAACCUCCUACUCGUUAUCGAACGUUGCGACGCGACUAGGAGAGCUCACCGCGCCGACUACUACUACUCGCGCGCUACCCUGAUCGCAAACGUCCCUAUUGGCGUCCUCGCCUCCUUCGCUCUGUACAGACUGUUCCGCCCGGCAUAAUGUCUCACGUCGUCGUCACCAACUCCUUCGCGAAGACGUUCAAGAUCCCGACCACACCCACCAAGUACUUGACCGAAGUCCGGGACGAGGCCUGUGAGAAGUUUGGCGUCAGCAAAGACCAGUUCACACUCAAGUAGGUGGAAGAUUCACAUGAUUACUGCAGUAGUGGCUGACAGAAGGCAAGGUACAACAACAAGCCCAUCUCGCUCUCGCAGCAAAUAC
Molecule: messenger RNA, 438 nt
Organism: Didymella exigua CBS 183.55
Lineage: Eukaryota; Fungi; Ascomycota; Dothideomycetes; Pleosporales; Didymellaceae
Exons: 1
Coding region: 10-216 (68 amino acids)
Source: RefSeq, a predicted model, not a curated record